This is a messenger RNA of Vombatus ursinus (common wombat), 2244 nucleotides long. RefSeq names its product signal peptide peptidase like 3 (gene SPPL3). The transcript is spliced from 11 exons. Gene Ontology annotation, molecular function: aspartic endopeptidase activity, intramembrane cleaving. Gene Ontology annotation, cellular component: lumenal side of endoplasmic reticulum membrane; cytoplasmic side of endoplasmic reticulum membrane; Golgi-associated vesicle membrane. The coding region runs from base 54 to 1208 and encodes 384 amino acids. NCBI's taxonomy places the organism in Eukaryota, Metazoa, Chordata, Mammalia, Diprotodontia, Vombatidae. Gene Ontology annotation, biological process: membrane protein proteolysis. The record is from RefSeq and is a predicted model, not a curated record.
UCAGACCCGAGCCCGAGCCGGACCGGAGGACGAGGCCCGCAGCAGCGAGCGCCAUGGCGGAGCAGACCUACUCGUGGGCCUAUUCCCUGGUGGAUUCCAGUCAAGUGUCAACAUUUCUGAUUUCCAUUCUCCUCAUCGUCUAUGGCAGCUUCAGGUCCCUCAACAUGGACUUUGAGAAUCAAGAUAAGGAAAAAGACAGCAGCAGUUCAUCGGGGUCCUUCAAUGGCAAUAGCACCAAUAAUAGUAUCCAAACUAUUGACUCCACCCAAGCACUGUUCCUUCCCAUUGGAGCAUCUGUCUCCCUUCUAGUCAUGUUUUUCUUCUUUGAUUCUGUUCAAGUAGUUUUUACAAUAUGUACAGCAGUUCUUGCAACGAUAGCUUUUGCUUUUCUUCUUCUCCCGAUGUGCCAGUAUUUAACACGACCCUGUUCACCGCAGAACAAGAUUUCCUUUGGCUGCUGUGGACGUUUCACUGCUGCGGAGCUGCUCUCCUUCUCCCUUUCUGUCAUGCUUGUCCUCAUCUGGGUUCUGACUGGCCACUGGCUCCUCAUGGAUGCUCUCGCCAUGGGCCUCUGUGUGGCCAUGAUCGCCUUCGUCCGCCUGCCGAGCCUCAAGGUCUCCUGUUUGCUUCUUUCAGGCCUUCUAAUCUAUGAUGUCUUCUGGGUCUUUUUCUCUGCCUACAUCUUCAAUAGCAACGUCAUGGUCAAGGUGGCCACCCAACCAGCUGACAACCCCCUUGACGUCUUAUCCCGGAAGCUUCACCUGGGACCAAAUGUGGGCCGAGACGUUCCUCGAUUGUCUCUUCCUGGAAAACUGGUCUUUCCGAGCUCCACAGGCAGCCACUUCUCCAUGCUGGGCAUUGGCGAUAUCGUGAUGCCGGGCCUCCUCCUGUGCUUUGUGCUGCGCUAUGACAACUACAAGAAGCAGGCCAGCAGUGACUCCUGUGGGGCGCCGGGCCCAGCCAACAUCUCGGGCCGCAUGCAGAAGGUCUCCUACUUCCACUGCACUCUCAUCGGAUACUUUGUAGGCCUGCUGACUGCCACGGUGGCAUCUCGGAUCCAUCGGGCUGCCCAGCCCGCCCUCCUCUAUUUGGUGCCCUUCACCCUGCUGCCGCUGCUCACCAUGGCCUAUUUAAAGGGCGACCUGCGCCGCAUGUGGUCUGAACCUUUCCACUCCAAGGCCAGCAGCUCCAGGUUCCUGGAAGUAUGAUGGAUCAGCUGGAAAGUGACCAGACCCUGCUGUGGUCCUUUUCCCUUGACUCGGUGGUGGUUUUGUUCCCUCCCAGAGCGGUCCUGGCCCUCAGAGGUCCUGGCCUGGGGUGCUAGUCUGACCUGACUUUGCAUUGAAAGGGGGACUGAAGCCCCAGAGACCCCCUUGGAUUCCUUUCUCAUGCACAUGUGGAAUUGAAGCCACCUGGUGAAGCUUCCAUCCUCCCCCUUCUCUGUUUUUAUGGACCUGCCCGGCUGUCCUCUUGGUGAGGGAGGCGGGGCCUGGACAUGGCAAGGAGCCGUCCAGGAGCCGUGGACCGGACCUUCUUCAGGGAAGCCUCCCCCACUUUGGGACAGGGUUCCCAGGGGGGCUUCCUUCCAGAGACCUGAGAUGACAGAACUACUUCUGUCAUAAGAAUCUUUUUUGGAUUGAUUAAACCUUUUCUGUGGUGUAAAAUGACUUAUUAAAUCCACAGACAGACACAGAGUGACUUCUUACAGUAUACAUAUAAGAAUUUGUUGUAAUGAAUUACAUUUCCACCCAGAUGUCAUGUUGGCAGUGAAUAAGGGCACGGUUUUUAUACAUGGACAUGCGCGCAUGCGCGCACACACAUAGGUCUAUGUGUGUGUACAUAUAUAUGUAUAUAUAUAUAUGUAUAUAUACGUGUGUGCUGCCUGUAUACGUAUAUAUACAUAUACAUGUGCACACACGUGUGUGUGUGUGUAUGAACCGAGAAGAAGCUCUGCUGUGCUCAAGCCGCGAGCUGUCAGAUGUGUUCGCCGUGACCUGGAGUGCAGGGCGGCCUCCCCCACCAGCCCUGCACUGGCCGAGAUAUGCUUGGCGUAGCAAACUAGGGAAGCAGACGUCUGGACCCCGCGGGGCCCCUUCUUGUUUUCCUUUUCACAGACCUCUCCCUAACAGCUCCUGUUUUUUAGUCGUCUCUUCCUAAACCAAUGCAUGUAUCAUAGCCGCAGAAGUCUUUGUGCUUUCUGAUCAAGUGAUGUACCACGUGUAAAUACAUUUUUUCUAUUUUCUA